GUUUUAUUCCUUUAAACUUAAAAGUGGUCUUAUUUUCUUGUUUGGGUUUUUUCUCCAAAAUCAAUUCUACUCUCCUAGAAGCAAUUCCAAUAGAAGCUACAAUUCCUAGCUUUUGAGGGAUAAAUGAAUGAUCAGAAUGAGCAAUUGGACAACAAUAGAGAAGAAGAAGAUGGCAAUGAUGAUGAUGAUGAUGAAUUUUUUCAACAAGCUAGUUUUGUGGCUGCACUAAUUGGAGAAUACGCAGUAAGUCAAUUAUGCAAAGAACCAUGUAGAACUAGUGAAUUAAGCGGUCAUGCAUGGGUUCAAGAAAUAUUGCAAGGUAACUCCACUCGCUGUUAUGAGAUGUUUCGAAUGGAAAAACAUAUUUUUAAUUUGAUAUGCACUAAACUAGUUGAGCAUGGUUUAAAGUCUUCUAAAAGAAUGGGAGUUGAAGAAAUGGUUGCAAUGUUUUUAGUUGUUGUUGGACAUGGGGUAGGUAAUAGAAUGAUUCAAGAAAGGUUUCAACACUCAGGGGAGACUGUUAGUAGACAUUUUCAUCGGGUACUUCGUGCUUGUCUUAAGUUGUCUAUGAAAUAUAUUAAACCUGAAGAUCCUACAUUUCAUGAUUGUCAUUCAAAAAUAAAAAAUGAUCAACGUUAUUGGCCUUUUUUCAAGAAUGCUAUAGGAGCAAUUGAUGGUACUCAUGUGUCAUGUGUAGUUAAUGCCAACGAGCAAACCAGGUAUAUUGGAAGAAAGGGAUAUCCUACACAAAAUAUAAUGGCUGUAUGUGAUUGGAAUAUGUGUUUCACUUUUGUAUUAGCCGGUUGGGAAGGUACUGCCCAUGAUGCACGUGUUUUUGACCAAGCUCUCACAAAUGUGAACCUUAAUUUUCCACACCCUCCUCCUGGUAAGUAUUAUUUGGUAGAUUCUGGCUAUCCAACACCAAUAGGAUACAUUGGUCCCUACAGAUGUGAACGUUAUCACCUUCCUGAUUUUAGGCGUUCUAACGGGUUCGCAAAUAAUAAUGAAGUAUUUAAUUAUUAUCACUCAAGUUUAAGGUGCACAAUAGAAAGAACUUUUGGAGUAUGGAAGAACAGAUUUGCAAUUUUGCGUUGUAUGCCCAAGUUCAAAUUUCAGACGCAGGUUCAAAUAGUCGUCGCAACAAUGACCAUUCACAACUUUAUUAGAAGGAAUGCAGAAAUUGAUGUUGAUUUUAAUCUUUAUGAAGAUGAAAAUACAACCAUUCACCAUGAUGAUUACCAUAUAUCGCCUAACUUAGAUCAAUCACAAGUUUUAAAUGUCGCUUCAUCAUUAGAGAUGGAUCACGUUCGCGACUCAAUUCGCAAUAAAAUUAUAGAGUACAAGUUAAAAACUUAA
Messenger RNA from Lathyrus oleraceus (garden pea), 1356 nucleotides. RefSeq lists its product as uncharacterized. The record is from RefSeq and is a predicted model, not a curated record. Lineage: Eukaryota; Viridiplantae; Streptophyta; Magnoliopsida; Fabales; Fabaceae. Bases 124 to 1356 code for a protein of 410 amino acids. The transcript is spliced from 3 exons.